GGAACCUGCGAUAGAGAAAUUGAUUGAGCUAUACUCUCUAGCUUUUGUGUAAUCUUGACCAGCUCUAGAAGUCACUCAACUAUUUUAUCACCACAAAAAAAAUGGAGUUUGAUGAGCUCCCAGGUUUUCGAUUCCACCCAACAGAAGAAGAACUCCUAGAUUUCUACCUUACAAAGACUGUCUUAGGUCAAGACACAGCUGAUAUCAUUGGUUUCCUCAACAUAUACAAUCACGAACCUUGGGACUUGCCAGGAUUAUCGAAGAUAGGGGAGAGGGAGUGGUAUUUCCUUGUGCACAGGGAGAGCGUUCUUGGGAGACCGAGGAGGACAACCGAGAAAGGUUACUGGAAGGCAACUGGUUCGGACCGGCCCAUCCGAUGCUUGAUGGAUCCGAAAAGGUUGUUGGGUCAUAGAAAAACUAUGGUUUUCUACGGAGGAAGAGCUCCACGAGGGAGCAAAACGGAUUGGGUCAUGAAUGAGUACAGAUUGCCUAGCAACUGCUAUUUAUCGAAGGAGAUUGUGCUUUGCAAAGUAUAUAGAAAGGCAACACCAUUGAAGGUCUUGGAGCAAAGGGCAGCUAUAGAAGAAAUUGUUAGAGCACCUAACGUCACAUCUUUAUCUCCUCCAAUGCAAGAGAAUUUCUCUUUUUAUGACCACCAAAAGAGCUUCGACAAGUUCUUGAUAGAACAAAAUAAUGUUGUUCACAGAGUAGAGGGAGUGACAGUAAUAGAAGAAGAAGACAACAAAAUUGGUUACCCAUCCCAAAUAAUGGGAGUUCGACCCAUCAAAGAGCACUACUCCGAGCUCCUGUCACCAAAGUUAGUCCUGGAUUGGACCAUGGAUUCACUUUGGCCUAACUAAGGAGCCAUAAGCUAGAUAUCCCCUGAUAUUUUACUAAAUACUAGUAUUUUUCCAUGUAAUUCUUGGGUUAUCCCAGUUGUAACUUGGUGGGAUUUUCCCAAAGAUCUCAACCGUAAAGACUAAGUUUGAUGUUGGUUGAUGUUUAUGAUUGAAAUGAUCAGGGAAAAAUAAUUUUAAAAAUA
Messenger RNA from Populus nigra (black poplar), 1042 nucleotides. RefSeq names its product NAC domain-containing protein 6-like. The record is from RefSeq and is a predicted model, not a curated record. Gene Ontology annotation, biological process: regulation of DNA-templated transcription. NCBI's taxonomy places the organism in Eukaryota, Viridiplantae, Streptophyta, Magnoliopsida, Malpighiales, Salicaceae. Gene Ontology annotation, molecular function: DNA binding. The transcript has 3 exons. The coding region runs from base 102 to 860 and encodes 252 amino acids.